CACCUCCGGUCAGCAUGGCUGCCUAAACAUCUACAUAAUACUACAUAAUACUACAGUACAUAAUAAGGCAGUGAAUUAUAAGUUGUCGUUAAUAGUCCUGCCAAGAAACAUUAUAUCUUAUAGGAAUACAAUCUUUCUAAGACGUAGUUAUAAACUAUUACAUAAAAGCGGUUGGAAAGCUAGCUGCCGUGGCAUUCCCUAAUCGUUUUAGAAGUGAAUGAACUCAAAGCAUAAAAAACAAUGCCCUACUUCGAAAGAGACGGCGCCUUGUUGUUCUACAUAACCGAAGGCCAGGGCCCGCCCGUCCUCUUCUUGCACGGCUGGGCAUGUGACAGCCAAGACUUCAUCUUCCAGAUCCCCUUCCUGCAGGCCCUGGGCUACCACACCAUUGCCUUCGACGCCCGCGGCCACGGCCGCUCCUCCACCCCACCAGUCUCCCACCCGGAACAGCUCCGACCCGAGGUGACGAGCGACGAUGCCGUAGCCCUCCUGGCCCACCUGGGCAUCGCGGCGCCCGUCCUUGUGCUCGGUCACUCCCUAGGCUGCCUGACAGCAUCGCUGCUCGCGAUCCGUGCGCCGCGGCUCGUGCGUGCUCUGGUUUUGGUCGACCCCAUGUAUUACCAGACGGCGGCGGCGCACGAGGGGUUCACAAGGGCGCUUGCCGGCGAUGGCCGCGCACAUGAGGUUCUCGGACGCUCGUUUGCGCAACCGGACGACAAGCCGGCUUGGUUGAGGACUUGGCAUCGCAUGAGGCUGCUGGCUACGCCGGAGUGGGUCGUUUAUCAGGUUGCUUAUCAGAAGAAUGUCGUUGAGCCUGCUGUGGGCAACUGGGAGGUCGUGAGGGGGAUGUUUGGGGGGAGAGGGUGUCCGAGGUUGGUAGUGCUUAAAGAUGAGACCAAUCUGGAAAAGGAGAGAAGUUUGGGCCUAGGAGAGAAGGAUGGGUUGAUGGUGCUGGACGGCGAUCACUGGUUGCAUGUUCAGGAGGCGGAGAGGUUUAAUCAAAUAGUAGGUAAAUGGAUCGACGAUCUAUGAUCCGUUCAGUAGGUCGUACAUGCUUCUUACUUUAAUUAGUCCUGGAGUGAGUGAUCAUUUAAAUUAAGUCUAUUCUCUAGCUAUAUGGAAAUGCGAUAACGUUUGUACAUAGUGUUUUAGUGCUGCUGUAUCUUUAUCUUUAUUUUUAUUACAACUUA
Molecule: messenger RNA, 1190 nt
Organism: Truncatella angustata
Lineage: Eukaryota; Fungi; Ascomycota; Sordariomycetes; Amphisphaeriales; Sporocadaceae
Product: Alpha/Beta hydrolase protein
Exons: 1
Coding region: 241-1032 (263 amino acids)
Source: RefSeq, a predicted model, not a curated record